GUGCUGUCUACAUGCGGUUAGAGGCAUUCACGAUCAUGAACUAGUCCAGUAUGGGCAUGUUGUUGCCUGAGGUAUUAGUGUGACUGAUCAGGCCAAAAGAAGCAACCACCAGAACUGAAAGACAAGAACAAACAGGAAGUACAACAACCAGGCAGAACACAUACACAAGACACAUCCUCCCUCGUGCCUUCGCCAUUGAUCUGCAAGGUGCAUCUGCACUAUCUUCUUGAUCCGACGCUGGCCGCCUCACCUAGACUAUACUCGACUUCUAGGCAUGACCAUCUCCUACAAAUCCUCGGCAACAGCGGAACACCCGACAACCAACCACACCUACAGUCCACCCCUGGACAGCAUAUUCCUCCUCCUACCAAUCCUCCUCGUACCAACCAUCUUCCUCCUCCACCGCAUCCACAAAGACUACCAAGCCUUCCUCGCCCUCGGCCCCGGCGGCACUCCCUCCACCCCAACAGGCUACCUUCGCAUCUGCCUCCUCCGACUCUUCACAAUCCGGGACCCCUUCCAACCACCCUCCCUCCCACUGACCCUCCUCCCCAAGACCGGCCUCCUAAACUCCAACAACCUCCCGCAACGCCAUGGCCCACGCCCCACCGUCGCCGGAAUCGCUCCCCAGCGCCAAAUGACCCAAAAGGCCAAUCCAGCCAUGUACGAAACCCUCUCAACCGAGAUCCAGAAAUUAGUAUCCCAAAACCCAGAAGCCCUCUACGAAGGGACCUCAUGCUUCGAGAAACACAGCACGGGCAUGUUCUGCUCCAGCACCGACACACCCCAGCAACAAAGCGCAGGCGGCACGCUCAAAGACCGCGACAUCUCCUCACUAAUGAUGUCCCGCAACCAACAAUGGCGUCACCGCCGCACCUGCAACGGGGAAGUAUGUCACGCGCACCCCAGCGACGGGAGUCUGCAUUUGACGCUGCAUCCGGCGGACGUGAAAACAGUGAUCGAGCGGGGCUGGGGCCAGCGACAUCCAUUAACACGGGAGAGCUGGUGGUGGUGUUAUUUGAGGACCGUGCCGACGGGAUUCGUCAUGAUAUAUGCGCCGAGGGAUCAAAAGGAGUUGGAAUGUGUGUUGAAGAUUAUUCGUGCUGCGGCGUGGUGGGUGAGUGGGGAGGAACUGGUGCAGCAGAAGACGCAGAAGCGGGAGGGAGCACCUGUUCGUCGUCAAGUUGUGGAGGGAUGUAGGUGAUAUAUAUACACUGUAUAUACAUGAUACUAUAGUAUAUCAGUUCAUAUAUAUAGUACUAGAGCAAACAAGAUAGUAUUGGAUAAUUUGGCUUUGCGGAUGUGGGAUGUGGUAAUGGGACGUUCAUUCGAGGACUCGACACAUGGGGAAACGGAGGAACCUGAAAGAUGGAUAGACUGCACUCGAUAAUACUAGCUAUAGUCAUAGUCAUAGUCAUAGUCAUGUU
Molecule: messenger RNA, 1427 nt
Organism: Aspergillus vadensis CBS 113365
Lineage: Eukaryota; Fungi; Ascomycota; Eurotiomycetes; Eurotiales; Aspergillaceae
Exons: 2
Coding region: 275-1204 (309 amino acids)
Source: RefSeq, a predicted model, not a curated record